Messenger RNA from Macrosteles quadrilineatus (aster leafhopper), 3313 nucleotides. It is a transcript of the gene Cow, whose product is annotated as proteoglycan Cow. Gene Ontology annotation, molecular function: calcium ion binding; protein binding. The record is from RefSeq and is a predicted model, not a curated record. Bases 89 to 1597 code for a protein of 502 amino acids. The transcript is spliced from 11 exons. NCBI's taxonomy places the organism in Eukaryota, Metazoa, Arthropoda, Insecta, Hemiptera, Cicadellidae. Gene Ontology annotation, biological process: establishment of protein localization to extracellular region.
GCCGUCGCCAGAGCAACCAAUAGUCAGUCGAGUCGAUCCACUCAAGAGAGGUUCAUUGUACAGUGGCAUUAGCUGUGUUGUGAGUGAGAUGCGGUGUUUGUGGAUUAUCCUGGCCGUGGGUCUGCUAGCGCUGCUGGCCGAUGCCGACGCCAAGAAGAAGAGGAAGUUCGAGGGAGAUUUUGAAUUUGCAGAUGAGGAUGAAUCCAGAGUACUAAGUGGGAAGACCGGAGAGAAGAAGCGAUGGAUCCAUGACCCUAACAGUGAUCUGUGUCACCCGCUGAACUGCAAGAAGAAGGAGCUUUGUCUGUUGGAGGACGCCUUCACCGCUGUCUGUGUCAGCAAGAAGGAACUUCACAAGAGUGGAGACAUCGUCAUCCCCAAGUCUAAGCUACAGGAGGAGACCAAGCAGGAGCCUGAUGAUGUGUUCUAUGACAGUGAGGAUGACUCUGAUGAUGACGAGUCUGACUCCCAGGACACGGCAACAUUGGAGUGCUACCCUUGUCCCAUAGUGAAGCCUACGUUCCUCUGUGGUACAGACAAUCGGACGUACAGCUCACUCUGCAGGCUCGACUACCACAACUGCUUGCACCACACCAACAUCAAGGUUCUCUGCAAGGGCUUCUGUCCAUGCAAAGAUGGAGAUGUUCACAUGAGGAAGAAGCAGAAGCAGGCAGAGAUGAUGUCCAACUUCAUGACCAAGUACAAGAACACCGUUGGAACUGACAAACAGAAGUCUGACAAGUCACAGUCUGUAGCUGACAAGUACACAUUCACGCCUCAGGACUUCAAAUAUGAGAACAAGCACUACAAGUACAUCAAGUACACCAAACAUGACAAUAAAAUCUCCAAGCAGGAUGUAUACAGUGUGACCAACCCACCCUACUACGAGGACAAGGAGCGCAUGCGAGGAGACAACGAGGUGUUUGACACAAAGCCAACGUCCGCAGCCGGAGCCUGGACCAAGGACUGCAGUCCUGCAGCUCUUCAGGCAAUGGGCGACCGUCUACUGGACUGGUUCAGUGUCAUCAUGGCUGAUGCCAAGCGAAGGCGCACCCACAACAAGGGCAAAGGUCGGUUCCCCGUGAGUUGCAAGGGAGAGGUUCGUUGGAUGUUCCAACACCUUGACAUUGACUCUGACUCACAGCUGUCCCUGCAGGAGUUGUACGACCUUGAACAUGACCAGAACGAACAUUGCAUCAAACCCUUCCUGGACGCUUGUGACACUGACAGAGACAUUUUUGUGAGCCCUCAUGAAUGGUGCAAGUGCUUUGACAAGACUGACAGGCCGUGUGCUGCAGUGAAGAGGAGAAUCACAUCCAACAUUGGUGUGUACGUGCCUGAGUGUGACAGUGAGGGCUACUACCAGGCAACGCAAUGUCAUUCCUCAGUCGGCAUGUGUUGGUGUGUGGACAAACACGGGGUUGAACUGCCCAACUCUCGAACCCGAGGAAAACCCAAUUGUGAAUCUCUCAUAGGAAAAAACAAGCCAGCUGCUAAGCUGCCACCAGUUGAUGAGCUCAACAGCGACAAUGAUGAUGAUGAAGAUGAUUCAGACCAAGACCUCGAGGGCAGUGCAGACCAGCCCUUAGACUUUUAAAUAAGCGAUCAUUGUGCCAUCAGGUCCUCUCACAGUGUCUGAUGGCGACAGAGGGGUUGUGUUCCAGCUGUUGUGUUCCCCAGACCAACGAGGCAUGUGUGUGAUGUGACCCACCAUACAUAUGUAGUAGUCGACCAACAGUUGGAAUCAAAGGACCGUGGCGCUUACAGUAGAAACUCAAAUCACCAUGUUCUAAAAUCCCUCUCUUCACUCAUUUCAAAUUUUUUAAAUCAUUAGAACUAAAGAAAUGAAGUAAUGUUUUGCACUCGGAAUAAAUCGUAUUAAAGUAAUUAAUGUUGUUAAUAGGCUGAAAAUUGUUUGUAUUCAUAUGUUUAGGCUAUGUACUUAUUAUUUUGAUAAGCUUUACUUACUCUAGGUGGAGUAACUGAUAUUCUGUUAUUGAUGUUUUAUGUUUGACUGCUGUAAAUGCCUAUAUUUCAUUUCAAAAUGGCAAAACCAGUUCUUAAGCGACUGUACUUUUAUCUGAUAAUUAUUUAAGUAAUUUUGCUUAAAAAGUUUGGUUUGGAAAACAUUCCCAAUUAUUUAUUUUGUUUUUUGUAGAUAAUAAAACUAGCCGUCCGCUGUCUUUUUAUAUUUAUUUUUUGUAGUUUUCAAAUAUAAUUUUAUUUUACUUUUAAUGUAUUACGUGAUUAGGUGUAGUUAGUGUUAGUAGAACAUGAGAGUCUUAUAUUUCUAUCCUUACAGUUUAUACUUGUUGAGCAUUUAAAUCCACUUAUUAUUUAAUUGCACUUAAAGCUCUCUAUAACUCUAUGAGUAACAAACUUCACUUUCAGAAUAAAUUAAAUCAUAAACUCAUAGUCUCACUGUUAAAUUAUACACAUUAUCUAGUUAAUUUUGAGAAGUAAAUUUCUUUUCAACCUCAAUUUGAGAUACUUUUGCUUUCGAAACGGAUGUGUGAAACACAUGUUUCUACAUGUAUGUAUUCUAUAGAAUAUGCCAUUGUAUCUGUAUUAAUUUAGCUUUAAAAUGCCAUAAAUAAUCCCAUAUUCGUUAUUGUUAGAACUUAAUAUUUGUUAGAAUUAAUUUGUUUCCAUCUUUUAUGUGAUGUUUGCUGUAGAUUUAACCAUUGGAUACAUUUUUGUAAAUAACUAGAAUUCAACUACGGCUUCAAUUACUUUUAUUUAAUUUUCAACAGAGUAAAUGCAAUUUUUCAACUCAAUCGUUAAGUGCUUUUGAAUGUGUAGUUUGCCCAAAUCUUAGAACUGUGUUUAGUGAGUGUUGUAAAUGUCUAAUAAUUUCAUACAGAAUUGAUUUUUUGACUAACCACUAAAUAUUAGCACUGGAGCAUAUUUAGUAGUUUUACACAUCUAAAAUUCUGUAAAUGAAGAUCAAAUUAAAUUCAAGCUAAAUAUAAUAAACAUGUUCCUGUUAUCGAUCAUUUUUCACGAUUCAACAAAGUUUUUAUCUUACAAGCAAUUAUUUAUAAGGAACUGUUUGAGUGUACAAGUACCUAUAACAACCAAGCACUUGUUAAGUUAUGUUUUUUUUUAUAUAUGCAAAGCAGCUGAACAGUUAUAAAUAGGCUUUACAUAUACCUCUAGACCGUAUUUGUAUGUGGUUGUAGACGAUUAGACACAAAACAAAGCCAGUGCAAUAUAGCAGCAGCUCCCAUGUACUUUGUACGAUGUAUUCUUUCAAAUAGUAUGAAUGAGAUUUGUGUAUUUGGAAGAUAACAAAUAUAAAUUUAAAACUGUA